Messenger RNA from Saccostrea echinata, 3457 nucleotides. Its product is annotated as retinoblastoma-associated protein-like. The transcript is spliced from 29 exons. Lineage: Eukaryota; Metazoa; Mollusca; Bivalvia; Ostreida; Ostreidae. Gene Ontology annotation, molecular function: RNA polymerase II transcription regulatory region sequence-specific DNA binding. Bases 51 to 2771 code for a protein of 906 amino acids. The record is from RefSeq and is a predicted model, not a curated record. Gene Ontology annotation, cellular component: Rb-E2F complex; nucleus; chromatin. Gene Ontology annotation, biological process: neuron projection development; cell morphogenesis involved in neuron differentiation; regulation of transcription by RNA polymerase II.
AAAAAUGGCGGGAAAUUAGAGAAUGGCGUUGGAUGUAAACAAAAGUCAUCAUGUCUGACAAGAAAGAUGCCGGGACUUCUCAAUUAGUCCCUGAAAUUUCAGUGGACGAUAAUGAGUCCUUCAAAAACUUGAUUGAUGUUGAUCUGGAAAGAUUAGCAACAUCUAUGGAACUACCAAAAUCAAUUAGGACAAAAGCAAACAGUGUUUUAGAAUCACUACAACGUCAAGAUGAAUUCAAGUUGAUCUCCAAAUCCAGUGCACUAGUGUGUGCUAUAUAUAUUGCAGCCAUUGAUAUAAGAAUGCCAUAUGGACCGUCAGAUCCUCAGCUAGAAAUUGGGUAUUUAGAGAAACCGGAUAUAACUGUGACAGAUAUCCUACAGAAAUCCGAAACCAGUGUGCCAGUAUUGUUCAAGUGGAUGAACCAUUUCCGUGAUGCAUGUCUAAGCGAGGCUGUGCGAUUCCACCUGAAACAUCUCGAGAAGGAGUACUGUGUUGUGUCAGCAUUGUUUCAUACUCAUGAAAGGUUGUGUUCUACCAUCUUUAAAGAAGAACAGAAAGGGGACACCAGCAGUAUCCCGCUACAUACAGAGAACUGUGUAACAAACAAAAAGCAGCUCUGCUGGGUCCUGUUUCUGUUGGCCAAAGAGAGACUACUGACAGAUGGACAGAUAGUGGAAGCUUUCUAUAUCUUGGUGUGCUGUUAUGAGUACGUGCUGAGAACCACGCCUGGAUUUCAGUUGAAUUCUCCAUAUGGUGAAGUGCAAGUUGCUGAGGAUUCCGAGAGGCAGUCUGAUUUAAUGCUGAAGACUCUCUCUGAACAGUUUGAUCUCUCCUAUGAAGAGGUAGUCCUUGUGCAGAAGAACAGUGUGGAGCCAUGUUUUCAAAGAUUAUUUCAAGGAGAAAAGGGCAUGGAGUUAUCGGCACUGACAGACCAGUAUGAGAAAGAUUACAAACAAAAAGGAGAUUUGAAUGAGCUCUUAUUCCUGCAGAAUGAUCCCCAUCUACAGCCACUAGAACAGAAUGGUAAUUUGUCCUCACCAAGGUAUGAUGAACCUGAUGGACCACCAAUAACCCCAGUCAGUGACUUGAUUGAGAAAAUAAACACACUGUCUGUUAAUGGAGAUUCUGUAGAGGCAACUCUGAGAGCUGCUUUAAACACCAUUCAGCAGUUAAAGAAAAUUCUGUCCUCCACACAAGAUGAACCAAGUCCAGAGCUUCUUGCUCAUUUCAAGAAUUGCUCUCAGAACCCACUGACUUCUAUCAAAGAGAGAGUGAAUAGAAUGGAGACAGUCUUUAUUAAUGGAUUUAUGCAGCAGACGGACAGAAAUCAGGCAGCCAUUGCUAAACAGAGAUAUGUCCUGGCUAAGCGGCUCUACUACAGAGUCAUGGAAGCCAUGCUUAACCAUGAGAGGCAGCGUCUCUCCCAGACAGACUUUAGUAAGCUGCUGAACAUUGAUUCCUUCCAUGUGUCCCUCUUGGCCUGUGCUUUGGAGAUCGUAAUGAUGACGUAUGGCUCUUCUUGGAAUGCCUCAUUUGGAACAGUUUGUGCGGGGGACUCCAAAUUCUCAUUCCCUUGGAUCAUAAAAACUUUUGGUCUCCAUUCAUAUGACUUUUUCAAAGUGCUAGAAAGUUUCAUCAAGGCAGAACCAAUACUCACCAAAGAGAUUGUGAAGCACCUUCAGGGUUUAGAGAAGAAAAUCCUAGAGCAGCUGGCUUGGACAGCAGAAUCUCCAGUGUUUGAUGCCUUGAUUAAAACAGAAACCCCAGCUUUGCCAGUAGAGGUCUCGCCCCUUACUAAUACAGUGUCGUCAGCUGAUCUAUAUCUAUCACCAAUGCGAGUUGUUACAACGAAAAAUAGAGGCCUCUCUCCCUCCUAUGGACAAUCCCCCCAAAAGGUGUCCUCCCCAGCUCAGGAACUGACAAGUCCUGAAAAAGGCACAGGAAAAAGAUCUCAGUCUCUCACCAUCUUCCUUAAUAAAGUUUGCCGAUUAGGAUUCCAUCGCCUUGAACAGCUGACUUCACUUCUUAAUAUACCGAAGGAUCUACAACACAAGAUCUGGACCUGUUUUGAGUAUUGUAUAACAAAGAAGACAGGUUUACUGAAGAACAGACACCUGGACCAGCUGAUGCUUUGCUCAGUGUAUGGGAUUUGCAAAGUAGCAGAAAAAGAAAUUAAAUUUAAGGUGAUAAUUCGGACCUACAGUGAGCUGCCUGAUGCCAGCCCAAGUGUGUACAGGCAUGCAUUGAUAGAACGUGGAGAGUAUGAUUCCAUCAUUGGCUUCUACAACAGAGUGUUCAUGCACAACAUGAAGGGCUAUAUAUUACAGUUUGCUCCAACAAAGCAGACACCGUCCUUAUCUCCAGUUCCCAAAACAAUGACCUCUCCUGUCUACAGCAUACCAUCAAGACGUAACUUCUAUGUGUCCCCCCUGAAGGACUCCCCAUUCAAGGCCCCCCAGUCUCCAAGCAACAUGACACCUAGGUCUCGACAGCUGUACAGUUUUGGAGAUCUUACAGGGUCCAAUGAGAAGUUACAGAGGAUUAAUGAGGCCAUGUCUAGGGCUAAAAAUGGUACCACUGGAACCACCCCCAAAAGUCAGAAAAGGCUACGAUUUGAUCCUCCAGCUGAAUCAGAAAGUGCGGCAGCAGCUGUUCCAACCAGUGAAGCCCCCACAGUUGUUAAAAAGGUGAAGAUGGCCGACAACUCACUCAAACCUCCAACAGGGACUGGGGAGAGCAGUGGUGAAGACUUGCAGGAAAUUCCCCGGUGACCUCAGACCAAAAUUAGCAUGAAAUGGAGAACCUAUUUAUUUUGUUGCACAGUAUAUUUAGUCAACACUGACUAUUUGUAGAAUUGACAUUUUAAUUAUUUUGUCUGAAAUUCAGUGUAUUGCUUUAUCUUUUCAUGGAAUCAUGGUUGUUCAAAUGAUUUUAUAUAGUUUUGUUUUAAUUUUGCUUCUACCAAAGUAUUAUUUGAUUUUGGAAUAAAUGUAUAUCUGGGCCUUGAAAGAUACAAUAACAAAUAGAAAUUUUAAAAUGUAUUUUCAUCUUUUCUUAUCAUACAUGCACGUCGUAUUAGGAAAGAUGAUUUUUUGCAUUAAUUUUUGAUUGAUGCAUUCAAUACACAGCAUGGAAAUGUCUCUAUCCAGUGCUUACUUAUGCAUGUACUUUUUGUGUGUACUUUACAAGUAAUGAAAAAUUAAUACAUGUAUUUCUAUCUCCAUCAAUUUAUAACAAAACAUUUAAUUUUAAUCAGAUGAUGUUGUAACGGAAAUAAAGAGGACAAAUAAAUUACACAGUAUACAACUAACAAAAGAGAUCAGUAUACAAUGUUUGAUAUGUCUUCAGCUAUGUCCUUAAAUUGUGUUGCUGCUAAUGAAAUUUUAUUUUUAAUUAGCUUUUAUGUUAAUUGUAAAUUAUUGAGUUACAAAAAUUAUUGUAUUUUUUUGUUAAUCAU